This is a messenger RNA of Cercospora beticola, 2255 nucleotides long. RefSeq lists its product as uncharacterized. The record is from RefSeq and is a predicted model, not a curated record. Lineage: Eukaryota; Fungi; Ascomycota; Dothideomycetes; Mycosphaerellales; Mycosphaerellaceae.
AUGGCUUCUGCCUUCACUUACACUGCGGUGCCUGCCAAAGAGGAAGUACACGUGCAUGAAAGUGACCUACGAGCAGCACACGAAGAUGAUGCGCCAAAGGCGUUGCCACCUUCUCGAUGGAAGACCUGGAAGGCGGGCGUCGCUGCGUCCACAGCCUUGUGCUGCGCUGUACUCAUCACCAACAUAAUUCUCACCGUAUUCGCCUUCCAGCAAUUCGCGGGCAGUAUGAUGGCGGGCAUUGGCACAAUCUUUCAAGGUUCAUGCAACUCCGUAAAUGCCUGGUCUACUGGUCUCCACGUUAUCAUCAACGUCUUGAGCUCCGCGAUGCUUUCGGCGUCGAACUACACCAUGCAAUCAUUGGCAGCUCCAACACGAGCUGAAAUCGACAAAGCCCACGCGAACAACGAGUCAGUCGACAUUGGCCUGCUGAGUUUGAGCAACAUUAUGGGCAAAGUCUCGGCAUGGCGGACCUGCGCCAUUUGGAUACUGGCUCUUACAAGCCUCCCAAUUCACCUGCUGUACAACUCUGCUAUCUUCAAGACGAUUGACAAUAACGUCUAUGACAUCUUUCUGGCCGAGGAGAACUGGUUGAACGGCGCGCCUUUCACCGCCACUAAUCUACUCUCUGAUGAUGGAGGUCCCGACGGAAGAUUAUAUACCUACAACUCGAGCGGUCGAUACUACCCGUGGGUGAAUGAGAUGAUACGGGACUAUGGUCCAUCCUACGAUUACCUACGGGAGAAACAGAAGUGGUUCAGCGAAAACUUCCGCAACGGUAGUGCGGUGCAAAGAUUCGACAACGCAGAUUGUAUGGCAAAGUAUGGACAGCACUAUAUCAGCGGUUAUGCUGAUAUCCUGCUCAUCACAAGUCCGUCCCCCGAGCAAGACAACAGGACAUUUCUAUGGUGGGGUACCAUCGACCAUGACAGAUGGCCAAAAGGCUGGAUUGAUCGGCGCCGAGAAACGUCUCUGGAUUGGGUCUUUCCGGGUGGAAACGAAGAAUGGAUUCGGGCUCAUCCAGAUCGAUGGAGCGCAAACAAUCGCAUCAUUGACUACUGCCUCGCCAGGAUCAACGAGCCGAAAUGUGAGCUGCAGUUCACGGUCCAAGUUCUGUUCGUGGCCAUUGCGUGUAACGCUGCAAAGAGCGUCGUAAUGCUCUUUACGUUGUUUCUGCACCGAGAGGCAAUACUGGUCACCAUCGGUGAUGCGAUUGCCAGCUUCUUGAAAACAUCUACUACGACAGGGACCAAGCGCGAGGGACGCAAGAUCUCGAAGAAGAUACUCCGAUGGAGGCAUACUUCACCCUUGCAUUGGUACUUCACCAUCCCACUCUGCCUCGGCGGCAUAAUCACGGCAUCAAUCUACCUCCACAAAGGCCUUACUUGGACAGGCAUCAAUAGCUCAACCAGGCCCUCGCUGGCGACGAGUGGCUUCGGCACACUGAAUCCCAGCUCUAUCAUCGGCGCUGGGCCUGCACAACGCGGCUUCAAAGGUCUCAUUGGCUGCAUCAUCCUAGCCAAUGUACCACAAUUGAUCUGCAGUAUCCUUUACAUGGCCUACAACGGUCUCUUCACCUCCAUGCUUCUAGGAGCCGAAUGGAGUAGCUAUUACCUCCGAUACAAGCCUCUUCGUGUAUCGAGACCAACCGGGCAACAGCGAUCGACGUACUACCUUCAGCUGCCUCUCCGCUACAGUAUCCUCCUCCUCAUCGCAAGCACAACUCUCCACUGGCUCAUUUCGCAAUCUUUCUUCCUCUCCCGGAUCGUCGUGUACCGUGAAGGUGUCGCCAUCGAUCCUCCUGGUCAGGAACAAAGUCGCGUCGCGUUUUCUUGUCUUCCUAUUCUUAUCGUCAUCAUUUUAGGAUCUUUGAUGAUUCUGGUUGCGAUUGGUUUUGGGCAAAGGAAAUUGAAGAUGGGGUCUAUGCCUUUCGUCGGGUCGGAUUCGAGGAAGAUUCAACAAGCAUGUAUCGCAAUGAGAGGGGAUGAAGGCUUGGAGGAAAAGCCGAUUGCGUGGGGGGAGGUUGAUGUGGAUUUGGAGCAAGAUCAGCAGGCGGUGGUGUAUGUGGAUGGAGCCGCGCUAUCAGAGAGAAAGAAGGUCUGUGGGUUCACGAGCUUACCGGUGAGGGAGCCUGUUGGGAGUGGGAGUUGAGGUGAGCAACAAGAUCACAGGGAAGGACUGCACCGAUUCCACACCUUCACCCACCUUUGCCAUCAAAUGCUGCUGCUGCUGCUCAGACGCGCUCCUUGCAGUCUAGG